Anas platyrhynchos (mallard) is the source of this 4536-nucleotide messenger RNA. It is a transcript of the gene SLC25A38, whose product is annotated as solute carrier family 25 member 38. Gene Ontology annotation, molecular function: glycine transmembrane transporter activity. The record is from RefSeq and is a predicted model, not a curated record. NCBI's taxonomy places the organism in Eukaryota, Metazoa, Chordata, Aves, Anseriformes, Anatidae. Gene Ontology annotation, cellular component: mitochondrial inner membrane; mitochondrion. Gene Ontology annotation, biological process: glycine import into mitochondrion.
GCCAGCGCUUAGCGGCCGCGCAGCCGCACUUGGCGGGCCGCGCGCCCCCCGCCUUGGCUGGGAUUGGCCCGCGGCGGGGGCGAGCCCGUCGCGUCACUCCUGUCCGUGGCGCUGACUGGUUGUGGAGCGGCUCGGGGAUGCCGGGGCGAGAAGUGGAGAUGCAUCCCGUACUGAAGGCCUUCAUCUGCGGCUCCAUCAGCGGCACCUGCUCCACGCUCCUUUUCCAGCCCCUCGACCUGCUGAAGACCCGCCUGCAGACUCUGCAGCCCCCCGCGGGCGGGUCCGGCCGCGUUGGGAUGGUGACGCUGCUCUUCAGGGUGGUUCGUACCGAGAGUCUUCUGGGGCUCUGGAAAGGUGUCUCGCCAUCUUUUGCAAGAUGCAUUCCUGGGGUUGGGAUUUACUUCAGCACUCUGUACACAAUGAAGCAAAAUCUUCUAGUGGACCGUUCACCCACAGCCCUGGAGUCUGUCUUUCUGGGUGCCACUGCACGUGCAAUAUCAGGGAUUUGCAUGUUGCCGGUAACUGUAGUGAAGACCCGGUAUGAGAGUGGAAGGUUUGGCUAUAGGAGUGUAUAUGCAGCUCUGAAGAAUAUUUACCAGACAGAAGGGGCUCGUGGCAUGUUCAGUGGGCUCACCGCAACACUGCUGCGGGAUGCACCAUUCUCUGGGAUCUACCUGAUGUUCUACACGCAGACCAAAAAACUCACACCUCAGGACCAGCUGGAUCCAGUGCUCAUGCCCUUGAUGAAUUUUGGCUGUGGGAUCUUUGCAGGAAUCUUGGCUUCACUGACAACACAGCCUGCUGAUGUCAUCAAAACACACAUGCAGCUAUCCCCUGAAAAGUACUGCAGGACAAGCCAGGCCAUUGCCUUCAUCUACAAGGACUUUGGGCUGGCCGGCUUUUUCCGAGGUGGAGUGCCCCGUGCCCUCAGGCGUACUUUGAUGGCAGCAAUGGCAUGGACUGUAUAUGAACAGAUGAUGGAAAAAAUGGGCUUGAAAUCUUGACUGACUUGCGCUAAAACUGAACAGCUUCACUCCUUUUCCUGCUUGCUGUGAUCAGCUGGCACUGGGCAGUUCCCAGUUGCACAGAGGAAUAAGCCUUACUCAGCUUAUUCAGCAGGGAGGAAGAAAGUCCUUCGGAGAGAGAGGAUUAAGCCUUUUGGCAAGUAGGGGAAACAAGAGUUGAAUCUUUGCUUCAUUUGAUCAAUUCAUUCCAGAAGGACUGUACUUGCAGGCUUCCUUGGGAAAUGGCAGGGCUUCUGCAGCCUGAUAUCUGUGCUUAGAGAAGCCUGUUUUAAAGCUAGCUCUGUGCUCACCACCUUAAUGCAAUGAGAAAUUGCUGAACAAAAAGUGUUUAAGGAGAUAACAGCAAGGGCAAUGCUGAUUGCAGAAUCUGCCAGCCUGUUCCUUGCUGGUCUGGCCAGUAAGGCCACUGUGAUCCACCGUCUGCUGUAGAUCCUCCUUCCUCAUACGCUUUGUUCUCACAGGGGAACACUGCAGACCACAUCAGGAGACUGGAUGUGUCUCUUGAGGUUUAUAAUGCAGGAGUGGGUGGAAGAGAAUGAAGUGCUGAAGGAAAGCUCUGUCAUCAUUUUUGUACUGUGCUUGAUAACAGAGAAGGUAACUAAAGCCUCCUUGCUGUGUCAUAUGCCACUGUGUAACUGAGUAUCUUAACACUUCAUAUAUGCUUCUGUGGCUACAGCAGCAUUUGCACUAGAAUUAAGAAGCAUAAGACACUUCAAAGCAAAAGUAGAGAGCAUGCUAGUUGCUACCAACAUUCUACUUGUUCCCUGAAAAACACUUUUCCUGAUGAUUGGUUACACCAGGAAUACUUUUUUUUUUUAAUCCAGUUGUACUAGAGACGUAUUUGCUUCCUAUUAUUUGUUUGAUCCCUGAUCUACAUUCUGCAUGAGCUGGUCCUUAGAUGUAGCUUUUAGGAUCACGGCUCCUAGCGCAUAAGUGAAUAAUGGAAGCAGAUACAGAUACGUACACUUCAGAUUUCUCUCAGAAGCCAUUACUGAUUGCAUGUGGAAUAUCUUUAGUUUGGGAAAGAAAAGGCUGUGUUUUUUUCUGCAAGCUUUUGCCAAAGUUUGAGGUGUCUGAGUGCUUGGUAGGGAACUUUUAAUUCUAUUUAUGUUCCACACAAACUCUGGGCAGAUUCUGAGAUUAUUGUUUUCUCUUAGCAGGUUCAUCUGUUCAUGUUUCAGUAUUCCUGAGUUUAAGCUUGGUGAUCAAGUACGCUUUUUUUCAUCAACUGUGCCUUUUUCCUCAUUUCUACUCCAGAGCUAAUAGCAUAUGCUUUCCAAUCUUAGGUACAGCCUGCUCCCCUCUUCACUUGUACUUUUAUGGGCUGGCUGAAUUUGCAGCUUUGCUGGUGUCGUCAAAAAGCUAGGCGUGGAAGUAUGUAUCCUGUUCUGUAGUGUACCUUGCAGAAAACAUAGCAUUGUUUUUUAUUAAAUAUCUAGUGGUGUUAAAAUUCACUUUAAAAACAGAGUAGGUGUCUCUAAAUAUGAAGAUGUGGCACACUUUACUUGUAUGAACUGGUUUGAUGUAUCGUUCUUAAUACUUAAAAUUCAACUUGCAUAAGCAGUGCCUGCUCUGGCAGUCUCCUGACCACAAGAACAGAGGGGAUGUGGGUUGUAAAAGAUGUUCUUCAAUAGAUUCCAGCCGCAAGAAGCUUUGAUGACUGACGUGAAAGUGAAGUCAAUGGAAAGUUUAAGGACGUGCUAGAUGCUUGGAAGGGGCUGCCUGUUUUUAGUCUUAGCCCAUUUUUGAGUGGGCUGGCACUACACUAUGCAUGAGUCUCCAAGAAUGCUGGUGAAGGGUCCUGAGUGCAUGUGUGCAUGUUAAGAAUAGAGCACUCCAUCAAAUCAUUCCUGUCAGUCAGAUUGUGAAGCUGGCAGAUUGUUAGGUGAGUGGCUGGAUCAUUUGCCAAAUCCUGAAUAAAAGCAGUUCCCCUUUUUGUAGUCCCUCUUACCCAUAGUGACUUGAACUCAAGUGCACGUGAAACAGUGGUGACUGCACAUGUUGCUGUUUGUUACCCUGAGUACUGCUGACAGAGCUGAAAAACCAAGUCUAGAUUACUGACCUGGCAGAGUCCUUUAUUCUGCUAUGCAUGGGGUCAAAGCCUGAAUUUAUUUGGGGUUUCCGAGUCUGGUGCGUUAGGUAGAUCUGUUGUUCACCUUGUGUUGUGGCAGUCAAGGGCUGCACGUGGGGUUGCCUGCAAGAUGUUUCACAAGUAUUUUAGCUGCUGAUUAAGCAAUUGCAAAGUAAUAUGCAGCUUGUGCAGAUAGAAGCUUAAUGAGGCAUGUGAGCAAAGAGUGCCAGGUGAUAAAUCUUGUAUUAAGUGAUGUCCUCAUCAGAAAUCUGAAAUGCAGGGCUGCUUUGGUGGCUUUUGUGCCCUAUAUUCCUGCCUGGUAAAGUAACAAAGGAGGAACUAGAGAAUCUAUGCAGACCUGCUGGGGUCUUAAAAUCUACUGCCCUAAAGAAGUAUUAGCUUUUUUUCUUUUGGAAAGCUCUUCUAUUCCCUUAACUUCAUAGAGAAUGAGGAGGCUCUUAGUUGCAGUGGAGUGAAAAGGUGUAUGUCUUUCACUUGUGAACUAGUUGGGGCUCCUUGGACCUCUACAAAUAGAGAAUCUAAACUGCACUGCACUUCAUCAACCCUUAGUGCUGCAAAUCCAAAGACUUCUCUACACACAAGCUGGGAAUAGUGAGUUUUGUGGUACAGGUUUGUUUGUUUUUAUUUCUUUUGUCACUUCCCUUACAUAUAGGGGAAGGGGAAGUUUGAAGUUCUUUCUACUUCAUGAUCUGAAAGCUGUAUCGGACAGAUACAAGUCUUUCUCAGCUCAUUUUUUCACCCUUUUCCUUUUUCAAAAAAAACCACACAUUGUUUCUAAACUGAUUAGUUGAAGUUUACUUUUCAAUAGUUGUGGUGAGUGUUUAGCUAUGCUGCUCCUGAGGUUGUAUGCUUCUAACAAACAAAAAAUGGUCACUGUACAACCUAAACACAAAAACCAAAGACAGUCCCAGAGGCAGGUAAUGAAUCACCUACCUCCAUCGCCCCAACAAUUCAGCACUAACAAUCCCAUUAGAUAAUCAUUUACAAAAUCUAAGCUAAGAUGGCUUUGGAGAAGGUGGUGUGAUAAAGUGUGAGCCUUUUUCUAUUAUGGCAAGAUCACAGUCAGAUCCCUCUCUGGGUGACCUCAGUUGCUGGCAAUGCACUCUUAGUGAGUGUGUGUUGGCUUUGUUUGCCCCUGCAACUGUGGUAUAAGAAUGCAACUGGCUAACACAUUGAGGCAGUCAGUAUUUAACUCUCUUGUAAAGACAAAAGAGAAAUAGCCUGGUUAUUUAUUUGUUUCAUGUUAUUUCUGUUCUGCCUGUGGUGGUCAUAUUUUUUUUCUCUUGUACUGUUUAAAACAGAACUGGAGGUUUUGAACAUUGUAUAGGUUUGAGUGUUUUGAGUGUAUGUCUACAAAAAAUAUUUGUGAUAAAGUAUAUAUUUCUAUUAAAAGCUGGGUUGCCAGAAUUAUCAAUGUCA